Acytostelium subglobosum LB1 is the source of this 909-nucleotide messenger RNA. RefSeq lists its product as hypothetical. The record is from RefSeq and is a predicted model, not a curated record. Bases 1 to 909 code for a protein of 302 amino acids. The transcript has 4 exons. Lineage: Eukaryota; Evosea; Eumycetozoa; Acytosteliales; Acytosteliaceae. Gene Ontology annotation, biological process: transmembrane transport.
AUGGCAUCGACUCAACCAACUCUAGCAGCAGCAGGAUCACCUCCACCUCCCCCACCAAAGAAGCAGCCAUUGUGGCACACGUUCGUGUCAGGUGGUGUCGCUGGUGUCAGUGAGAUCUUGGUCAUGUACCCAUUGGACGUCGUCAAGACUAGAGCACAGUUGCAUGUUGGUCAGGGUGGCUCAAUGUUCACCGCUCUCAUGCAGAUGAUCAAGCAGGACGGUCUCGGAAUGUACAGAGGAAUUCUGCCGCCUAUCCUCGUCGAGGCACCCAAGCGUGCCAUCAAGUUCGCCUCCAACAAGUUCUACGAGGAGAAGAUCCUAGCAUUCUACGGAAAUGCAAGACCAACUCAGGGACAGGCUAUUGGUGCUGGUGUCCUGGCAGGUAUUACAGAGGCCUUUAUUGUGGUCCCAUUCGAGCUCGUCAAGAUUAGACUGCAAGCCAAGGAGAAUGCUGGAAAGUAUAGAAACACUAUGGACUGUGUCAGCAAGAUUGCUCAACAAGAGGGAUUGGGUGGAUUCUUCAAGGGAUUGGAAUCGACACUCUGGAGACACGCACUCUGGAACGGUGGUUACUUUGGACUGAUUCACUCUGUCAGAGCAGUGCUGCCCAAGCCACAGAACGAGCGUCAAUCAUUGAUGAACAACUUUAUUGCUGGAGGCAUUGCCGGUACAUUCGGAACCGUUCUCAACACCCCUGCCGAUGUCGUCAAGAGCAGGAUUCAAAACGCUGGCAAAACUGGAACCAAAUACGUCUGGUGCAUUCCAUCAAUGGUCACCAUCAUGAGGGAGGAAGGAUUCAUGGCACUGUACAAGGGAUUCUUGCCAAAGGUACUCAGACUCGGACCUGGAGGUGGUAUCCUGCUCGUUGUCAACGACUUCAUUUCCAAGUUGCUCUCUGGUCAGAGAUAA